UGUAGCGUAGCCCAAAAUUAUUUCUUCUCAAACCACCGAACCGAAAAGAACCGGCACGAUGCAGAUAGAUCUUGCGUACGCCGUACCGAUAGUCGCGAUUCUGGGCUUCCUGUACUACUGGAUCACCCGGAACGAUGACUACUUCCACGAGAAGCCGAUUCCCUCGAUGGCCGUUAAGCCAAUUGUGGGAAGCACCUGGCCGAUGUUAUUCAAGAAAAUCGCCUUCUCCGAGUUUGUCCAGAACAGCUACGACAAGUACGCGAAUGCCAAAGUGUUCGGGAUGAUGGAUAUGACAAGACCGAUUUUCGUGAUCCGUGAUCCGGAGUUGAUCAAGCAGGUUGGUGUGAAGGACUUUGAACAUUUCAUGGAUCAUCAGCCUGUGUUUGGAAAUCCCGAGUACGAUCAUCCCAAUUUGUUGGUCGGUAAAUCUUUGUUCACGCUGGCCGGACAACGCUGGAAGACUAUGCGAGCGACAUUGAGUCCGGCUUUUACGGGGAGCAAAAUGCGCCAAAUGUUCGAACUGAUCGUCGAGUGCAGUGAAAGGAUGGCGACAUACUACCGGGAAGAGGCUAAAUCGAAGGGACCACAGGAGUACGAAAUGAAGGAUGUGUUUUCGAGGUUCGCCAACGAUGUUGUGGCGACGUGUGCUUUCGGUUUGGCGGUAGAUUCUGUAAAAGAUAAGGAUAACGAAUUUUACGUUAACGGUAAAAAAAUGAUGAACUUUGGUAGAUUCAGUGUGAUAUUGAGGAUGAUCGGAUAUCAACUGUUUCCGGCUCUGAUGGGUCGCCUGGGCAUUGAUAUGAUCGACGAAGAGCAGAACAGCUAUUUUUCGUCGUUGAUCUUGUCUGCCGUGAAGGAUCGCAACGAAAAGGGCAUCGUUCGACCGGAUAUGAUUAAUCUACUGAUCCAAGCGCGAAAGGGAACUCUAAAACAUCAACAGGAAAAGGAACAAAAUGAAGGAUUCGCCACAGUAGACGAAUCCGAUGUCGGUAAAGUGCAGGUGUCCACCGAUAUGACCGAUACGGAAAUGGUUGCGCAGUGUCUGAUAUUUUUCUUGGCUGGUUUUGAUACCGUGUCAACGUGUCUUCUAUUCCUGACCUAUGAACUUGCCAUCAACCCAGAGGUACAGAACAAACUGUACAAAGAGGUGCAGGACACCCAAGAAUCGCUUGGAGGAAAGUCAUUGACAUACGAUGCACUUCAGAAGAUGAAAUACCUAGACAUGGUAGUUUCUGAGACUCUUCGCAGAUGGCCGCCAGCUCCGGCUAUCGAUCGUUUAUGCGUAAAAGACUACCAACUGGACGACGGGAACGGACUUUCGUUCAAAAUUGACAAAGACACGGCACUGUGGUUCCCUGUUCAUGCGCUUCACAAUGACCCUCAAUAUUUCCCAAAUCCGGCGAAAUUCGAUCCGGAACGGUUCAGCGACGACCGGAAGGGCAGUAUCAAACCAGGAACGUAUCUCCCGUUCGGCAUUGGUCCGAGAAACUGUAUUGGAUCGCGAUUUGCACUGUCCGAAGUGAAGACGAUUAUUUACUACAUGAUGCAAAGCUUCUCGUUUGAACGCACCAGCAAAACUGAAGUGCCAUUAGUACUCAUUAAAAGUAUGACUGAUGUAAUACCGGAAAAGGGCGUUCAUUUGGAGUUUAGACCAAGAAAAUGACGAUUUUUAUUUCUACAGUUUAAGAUUUAAUGUUUGAAUGAAUAAUAAGUUAAUAUAAAACAUUAAAUAGUUUUU
Messenger RNA from Culex pipiens pallens (northern house mosquito), 1738 nucleotides. RefSeq names its product cytochrome P450 9e2-like. NCBI's taxonomy places the organism in Eukaryota, Metazoa, Arthropoda, Insecta, Diptera, Culicidae. The record is from RefSeq and is a predicted model, not a curated record. The transcript has 2 exons. The coding region runs from base 59 to 1663 and encodes 534 amino acids. Gene Ontology annotation, molecular function: monooxygenase activity; iron ion binding; oxidoreductase activity, acting on paired donors, with incorporation or reduction of molecular oxygen.